This is a messenger RNA of Lineus longissimus, 6421 nucleotides long. RefSeq names its product ras-related C3 botulinum toxin substrate 2-like. NCBI's taxonomy places the organism in Eukaryota, Metazoa, Nemertea, Pilidiophora, Heteronemertea, Lineidae. The record is from RefSeq and is a predicted model, not a curated record. Gene Ontology annotation, molecular function: GTP binding; GTPase activity. The transcript has 6 exons. The coding region runs from base 97 to 735 and encodes 212 amino acids. Gene Ontology annotation, biological process: small GTPase-mediated signal transduction.
AGGAAGUGCAAAUGGCAGCGGCUAGGUGUGGAACAUGAAUAAACUUAUGUCAAAAUACCGAUUUUUAGAUGGAUUGAAACGAUCUAGAACAUUCUAAUGCAAUCGAACUUGGCGAAUGGUACCCAGGAUAACAAUAUAGGUCAAAGAAUGGCGCAAGGUCACCCGAUAAAGUGUGUGGUGGUUGGCGACGGGACAGUCGGCAAGACUUGUAUGUUGAUAUCAUACACGACCGAUAGUUUCCCCGAGGAAUACGUGCCUACGGUCUUUGAUAACUAUACAGCUCCGAUGAUUGUAGAUAGUAUACCAGUGAGCCUCGGGUUGUGGGAUACAGCCGGACAAGAAGACUAUGAUCGACUUCGACCGCUUUCUUAUCCUCAGACGGAUGUAUUUUUGAUAUGUUAUAGUGUAAUAAGUCCUUCAUCGUUUGAAAAUGUGACGACAAAAUGGUAUCCUGAGAUUAAGCACCACUGCCCUGAUGCUCCUAUAUUAGUAGUAGGCACUAAAAUAGAUCUUCGAGAAGAUAAGGAUGCAGUAUGUGCGUUAGUGUCGCAAGGCUUGUCACCAAUAAAACGAGAGCAGGGAAUUAAAUUAGCAUCUAAAAUACGUGCGGUAAAAUAUAUGGAAUGUUCAGCCCUGACGCAGCGGGGAUUAAAACAGGUUUUUGAUGAGGCGGUUCGAGCCGUGUUAAUGCCCCAACCAACCCCCAAACCACCCAGGAAGUGCGCAGUAUUAUGACCUCCUCCCUUGGUACUACGCUAUCAAGAUCCGACACUGUGCCGACUCUAGUUCAAUUCACAGACUGCUUCAAAGGUGGCGCUUUGGGCGUGUGUUUUUUGCAGACUUGGUCGCCCAGCCCGUGACGGAACGGCAAUCUUGCUCCAGGAGCCUCUGUUCAGUAAUUAAAUGUGCCUCUUAUGCCACUGACAACUACUUCUGCUACCACCAGAUGUCUCACUGUAUCAGAUUUGCAAAUUCUGAUUUCACCGAAGCUGGUUUUACAACUUUCAGCCGUGAAUUAAGAUCAAAUCAGCUCGAGUGGAUUUACCCGCCAAUUCAAUUGAACCUCAGGUAUAUGUUGGUGCAGACUGAUUAUUUGGAUGUAUUCACUGGAGGAUUAGACAACGCAUUGUGUGUGGCUGUGGAAAUUCUCCACCAGUCCAUCAUAUAAUUGAACAGCGGUGAAGAAAGUAACUGGGCAGAAUUCCUGCUCUUAGCACUGCAUCACUGUCGAGUGAAUAUAUACAUUAUACACUGUAUACAUUUACAUGUUGGGAGUCGAUAUGAAAGACUCUUUAAAUUUCAUCCAGUUAAAAAACUAAAAGUGUAAAGCAUGUACAGAUAUGUUUAUGUGCAUAACAGUACACGUGACAAUGUACGAGAAAGUGUGCUUUAGCAGGUGAGCAGGAGGCCAUUUUUUAAAAAUGCUGCAAAGUAUACAUAUGAUAAAUAAUUGUAAAAAACCGAGAAAAUCUUCUAUGGUACUGUUUAAAAUGAUCGCAGCUAUCCAAAAAGUCCCAAGUCAUGUUUGGUGAAUUUUCGCUUCUGUGAAAUUGGAUGAAAUUUGAAGGGUCUUGCAUAUCAUUUCCCAACAUGUAGAUGUAAUGUAUAUAGUGUGUAUGUAUUUCCAUGUGAGAUUGAUUGCAUCCAAUUCUAAAAUAUCUGGAUUUAGAACGAACCGCACAUUACAGUGUAAAUGUAUUAUGCGCAAACGAAGCCUCGUUUUGAAGUCGGCGGUUACGGUUGGGCAACCUAACUGCCUGGGUUGGUGCAAAAUGUGGAAGCUGGUGAGACAACCAAUACCUCCAGUAUCAAUUUCUUAAAUAAGUGUCUGGGCGGCCAGGUCUGUUGCUUCCUAACUUCAAUGUUUAAGACUCAUAUGUGCUUGUAAUCUUGAUGAAAUGUAUUCAGUUUUUUACUGGGUUUGGAGCAGAGGAUUAUUUUUGGACAUUGUGUGAUAAAAUCACUCUUGGCUCCUGUUGUAGUAUUCGUGGUAAGAUUUGCAAUCUCAUGAAAAAUACAACGGAGCCGUAUUUAUUUGGUGUUGGGCCUGUUGGGUGGGAUUAUGUAAAAAUGCGAUCAUAAGACAAUAGAUGUGGGAAUAUUUGUAAAGGGAUCAACGGAAUUAUUCCAAUACUGAUUGUAUUUUGUUGAAGUUAUAUCCAGAUUUUUCUCAAAAAGAGUCACAUUGCGACUGUCUCAAAAAGUAGGGUUGAUGUUGUAGUGAAAAUUCUUUAGCACAGAGCAUCCUAUGGAAGAUUUAGGAGGAACUUCAGUGAUAGAAAUUAAGAAAUUAUGAACUUUCCUGUUAUGCCGUAAUUAGGAGAAGAUAAAAGAAUUCUAUGAAAAUUGUUCUGUGCCAUGCGUGAUCUGGAAGGCGUCCAGUAUCUGUAACUACAUAGUACAUGUACACCCUAGAGAAUAAGUUGCCCAUAUUGCCGAUAAUCAGGCAAGUCUUCCAGCUUGCCGAGCGUACCUCAGAAUUGAGUGCGUAUGAUGUUAUAUUGUCAAUGUUACCAGAUAGACACAGGUAAUUUUGCCUGUUUCUUGUGAUGCAGACAUUCUCCCAGGGCUCAAUCAGCACUGUCCCAGGCAGGUUGCCCGGUUAAUAGUUAGAAGCCCUGCCUUGAAUGCCCAAGACGAUAAGAUUAUCGGCACGCUUGGGAACGGAUUCUCCAGGGAGUUCUAGUUGUAAGCGGUGUUUAUCUACUGUGUGCUUGGAUUGCCAGUUGUCAUGGCAAUGAGAAGCACAGGAGAUGCCAUUGGCUUGGAGUUGUCGAAGGCUUUCAAAGUUCUCCAUUGUAUGUAGUUGUCAGUAAAAGAAUUAUGGAAGUAUUUUUUCUAGUUCUUGAAAUCUGGUAUUUUUUUCGUCCCGAGGCAUUGAUUAAGUUCCACAGCAACUGUCAAAUGCUGUAUCUACGCGUAAUUUCUAAAGUGUCUAUAUUGUGGACACAUAACAAUUUAGAGCAGGUUCAUGAUGAAAUUGUUAUCUAUGCCAUGGUCAUCAUCCUUUGCUCUGUAAGGGAUGGGACCUAAAGACGAGACGCUUCUAAAGCCAUAGGAUGAAGAUCUGAUUAGUUUCACUGGCAACAAAGUUAGGAAGACUUCUUUUUCAAGUUGAUGGCUGGCAAUUGGUUGAUGACCUUGCAUUACAUGAUAUUGGUUUGAUUUAUCCAAGCCAGCCAGCAACUUUUUCUCAAUUUUUUAAAUCCCCUUCCCUAAUUAGGCCUACUGUAGACUUAAAAAUGUCAAAUUGGGAAUUCUAUGUUCAUGUGCCAACUCAAAUUAGACACAAAUGUUUGUUUCUAAAAAUGCCUAAAAAAUUGUUACCUUGGCUUAUUGACAUUUAGAGAAGUUCGAAACUGAACUGUAGUUGUAGAAAAGCAGUAGUUUAGUUCUAGAUUGUCUGCUUCUGCCUCCUAUUGUCAAAUGCUGUAUCUAUGUGUAAACGUGCCUCUGAUGGAUAGGAUUUAGUACCUACGUCCCUGCCUCUGAUCCGUAUGAUUUAGUGUGUAGUGAAUUCCGGUUUCGGCCUGGAAUUGGUGCAAUCUGCUCCUUUUGGAUACACAAUGUACAUUUAUUUUCUGAAUUUGGUUUUUAUAUCAUUUAGGCUUUUUAUAUACAUUUUAGCUCUGUUGUGUACUUAGAGACGCCAGAGGCUGUGUUUGUGAUGGUCAUAUUUUUUCUCUGAAGGGUUGAUGACGAAAGCGAGCUGAUUCAAUCUCUAGAACGUAUUACUUCUGGUAACAUCUGUGUAAAACUUUUUUCUACCAACCGGAUUAACCCACUCUAGAAUUGUUUUAAUAGGAACUGUGAAUUUUCUAGCUGACUGUUGUCACAGAUAAACCUGGACCAUGACUUGGUUGCUGUUGACCAUGUGUACUUGUGCAGUUUGUAGUUGUUGCCAACUAUGUGUCAUACAAAUCUUUACCUCACCCGAGGAAAAUAUGACCAGGUAACAGUAGAACCUCUCUAUUAUUAAAGGACACCCGCGGGACUGGCAAGUGCCGUCCUUAAUAGAGAGGUGUCCUGAUGAGAGAGGUCAAAUUGAAUGGAAACACCCAGUUUGAGACCAAAACCAGUGUCCUUUAUAGAGAGGGUGUCCUUAAUAGAGAGGUGUCUGCUAAGGGAGGUUCUGCUGUAUUUACGUUUCAGGCUUCUCCAAUAUAUUUUUACCAGACGCAACACUCGGAUGAAAUAUGUUUUUAUUUUGGCAUCAGGGCAUGGUUGGUGCCCAAGGACAACAGCAAGCCAUUCAAAAUGAGAAAAAAAUAAUUACACAACUUUUCAAUGGCGAUCAAGCAAGCAACCUGACUCAUGUUGUCCCUGAUCACCCUGUGGAAUCAGCUGCAACCUCUUAAAGCAUCUCCCACCUCUCUAAGUCAUGGCCAACCACCUCUCCGAGCGAAUCGAGCCUUGAACUGGAGGCCCUCGAAUGGUCCGUACAGCUUACUGCAACUUCCUCACUGUGGUUUAUAGGCUAUGCCAAGAGAUCCAAGGAGCUAUGUUUCGGUUUUUCAACUGAGGUUGCAUCUCUGGUUAAAGUUGAGCUGUUACAGUUGCGAGUAUGGGAGAAAUCAAAGUCAACUGUCGCGGCCAAAAUGCUGAAACCCGUUUUGUACAUCGGGUAUUUAAAAAGCCUGAUCAAGGCUCCUUGGCAUGGCCUUCCUACAGUGCAGAAGCUGCACACCAGUCCAUACAAGGACUUUGUUUACAGUCCGAGGCUGGUUUUGCUCGGUGAGGUGGUUGGUAUUGACUCGGAGAGGUGGACGAUGCUCGGAGAGGUGGCAGCUGAUUCCCCAGGGUGCCGAUUGUCUGCUAUUGCUUGGUAUUGUACAAUGAGCAAGUAAUGCCCAGCACGGUGACGGGAUUCAUUUAUUCACUCGACUGCUUUCACAGCUAAAAUGUAAUCACUCAUGCUCGUGCUGCUUUUGAAAUUAUGUUUUGGAUGCAAUCGAAAUUGUCCUGUUCUUGUUUAAAUUGGUGGCUGGGUCCAAAAUUGGGACAGUUUUCAGUUCUACGUUUUGACGAUUGUGGUAAAAAGCAAAUCUUUAUAAUAAUAUGCAAGCUCUGGUUGAGUGCUUUUGCCUGGAGUUUAAUGAUCUGGGGAGAUGAUUCACGAAUUCAAUCUAAGACUAAAGUGCCCUGCAAAUGAGAUAAUUUUAUCGCUGCAACCUGUGAUAAUUAUUGCUGUGAUGAGCAACUAAAAGAUCACUUGUCUGCGAGUAUAAAAACAGUUGAACAUGAGUAGUGUUUGAUCUUAUUUCUGGUCGCAGCAAAGACCAGUUCUUGUUACUGGUGACUACAACAACCACUGUAGAAGAGAAAAUUUCAUCACAUGCGAUAACUAACGUAGGUCACGAAAGUCUCUUUGUUUUCAAGGCAUUUAAGUCUUUUUCUUUCACUUUCAUCUAUCUUUUUGUGUUGUGGGGGAGGGAGAUUUAUAAAAGAGAUGAGAUGGAAUGAAGACUUCCUGUCCAAGAUAUCCUUGUUCAGAAUUGAGGUGUAAAAAUUCAAAUAAUUUGUGGUGAAAGGAUAAAAACUGGCGGAAGCUCAGUGGAUUUUGGUACACUGGCAAAAGUUUCUGUCCUUCUGAAUCUAUGACCCAUCAUAUAUUAAGAAAAGAAAUUGCAUUUCAUCGUAAUCAAAAUGAUCCGGCAUAAUGCAUUUCAUGGUGAAGAGAAAUUGGAAAUAAACACAUGAAUUAAUCUUCAUAUAAAAUCCACCCUUGGGUCUGAGGUAAAUGUAGACAGUGUCUGAAAUUCUGAGUGGCCUUGGUUAUGGGAUAGGUCUACCCAAGCAGUCGUGAAAAUACUUUUAUAGAUAACAAAAGUCUGAGAGUGUAGUUUCCACUAAACGUCUGGAGGUUCAAAAAGGUUUGUCAAAUCUUACCCUGUAUUUUGUCACUAUUUCAUAGAUGAGGUAGAAAACUUCAUGAUAUUUUGAAACAAAUUCAUGCGCAGGCCUUGUCUGUUAUCAAAUCUCCUGUAACCAAAUUGAAAAUUGGAAAUCUUUUCUAAUUUUUGAAUGUUCAGGUGUUGAUUGAUUUACAGAUAGCAGUACCGUUACAAUUCCUGUUUCAAUGUGAAAGCUCUGUCACCUCAGACCUGCAAGGUUAACUUAUUCACGGGUAAUAUUGCCAGGUUACUCAUGUAACCGUGGCAAUGUGACCCUAUGACCCUUUUGAAAAUAAUCAGUGUUGUGAUGUAACUGUGUUCUGUCUUGAACCGAUUUUAUGGAAUUGUGUAUAAUGGACUUUUGCCCGCCCUAAAUUGGUUCAUUUCAUAUGUGUGUUAUGUACGGGAAAUUCCUACUGAUGCACUUGAAAUUUGACUCAAUUUGGGACAGACUGAACUAUAUAUACUUCAUGUGAGCUUGUAUGAAGAUUGUAAAUUAUGAUAAUAAUGACAAAGAAAAAUAGCCA